Exophiala aquamarina CBS 119918 is the source of this 363-nucleotide messenger RNA. RefSeq lists its product as uncharacterized. The transcript has a single exon. The record is from RefSeq and is a predicted model, not a curated record. Bases 10 to 363 code for a protein of 117 amino acids. Lineage: Eukaryota; Fungi; Ascomycota; Eurotiomycetes; Chaetothyriales; Herpotrichiellaceae.
UACGCUUACAUGAAAUCAGGGGACACAGGCGAACAAAUCCGGGACCACAAGCUGGCAACGUCAAUCAUCAACUUGCACGGAACUGAGGAUUGCGUUUUGGAUGACCGGUCGUUAGACCUUCUCAAGCAAUUUGUCCUUGGUCGAUGCAACAAAAGGCGUGAGGAAAUCUUGACGGCCCGAGGGUGGAUGGACGAACAUGGUACAAAACCAGGCGAUACGGCUAUCGAAAAGGAUGGAAGUCUUGUCGGAUUACUUAUUGCAAGAUACGGAACAGACGCGGCAGCUCUGGACGAGAGGGACUGGGAGCUGCUUGAAGAGUGGAUGGCGAAAGGCAUGCCACCCGGGGAACAUGUCCAGCGAUGA